AUGACCUAUGUUACGGACCGGACCAAUUUGUGUAUAAUAUCCGAUAGGCAUCGUGGGAUACAAUCAUACUUCGAUGACACUGAACAUAAGGGCUACUUGCAACCGCCAUUAGUCCAUCACCGGUAUUGCCUCCGCCAUUUAGUAAGCAAUGUUAACACUAACUUCAAUAGUGUGGCAUUGAAGAACUCGGUAUGGAAGGCAGCAACUGUAAAUCAAGUUAAGAAGUUUGAAAACACCAUGGAUUGCAUCAAGAAUGUCAACCCGGAUGCAUACAAGUAUCUUAAGGAGGUAGCUGAAGAAAAGUGGACACUUGUACAUGACUAUGGGCACCGAUAUGGGGCAAUGACAACCAACCUGUCAGAGUGCUUCAAUGUGGUACUUAAGGGCGCACGUAGCUUGCCCAUAACUGCAAUGGUUCACUUCACAUUUUACAAGGUGAACUUGUACUUUAACGAUCGUCGAAACAAAACACUAGAGCAGUUGGAAGAGGGGCAAGAGUGGUGCAAAUAUGCCUAUGACAAGUUUGAGGCAAAUCAAGAGAAGGCAAAGUUCCAUAUGGUUAGAAGGAUGAGCACGCAACAGCGCUUAUAUACAGUGGAGACACAAUCUUCACUGUUCAACACUGGCGGGGGAGCUCACACCCAUUGGGUUUCCCUCAUGGACAGGGCAUGCACGUGUGGGAAAUGGGAAGCAAACAAGAUCCCUUGUUCACACUUGAUAGUAGUUUGUGCCAAGUACAAGCACGAUUGCACGGAGUUUAUGGAUCGUUUCUACCGCAUGGAAGAACGGUAUCACAGCUACGAGCCGAUAUGCCAACCACUGAAAGAUAGGUUAGAAUGGCCAGAGCUACAAGAAAGGAGAAUAGUGAUGCCAAACCCAAGGUUGAUCCAUGAGAAAGGUCGGCCUAAGUCCACAAGAAUCUGCAAUGAGAUGGAUGACGAGGAUAGGGAGUUACCAACCUGA
Molecule: messenger RNA, 963 nt
Organism: Quercus lobata
Lineage: Eukaryota; Viridiplantae; Streptophyta; Magnoliopsida; Fagales; Fagaceae
Exons: 1
Coding region: 1-963 (320 amino acids)
Molecular function (GO): zinc ion binding
Source: RefSeq, a predicted model, not a curated record